CUGGAUGGGGACAUGCUCCAUCCAAAAACUGUGUGAUGUCUCCAACCAAAACUGCAGCUGAUGAAUUUUCAUGAAGAUGGUCAGAUGGUUGGCUAAUAUGACAUCACAAGAUGGCACGGACAACUACUAAUUUUCAAUACCCAAUCAAUAACAUCAAUCCAAACAAGACACCCAAAGAACAAUCAAACUCGUAUAAGAUCUGACCAAGAUGCUUGCCCAGCUGGUGUUUGAAGGAAUUCACCGAGAUGACAGAAACAACAGAAUCCGACAAGCUGUUCCAAAUGUUAAUCACUCUCAAUGAGAAGUAGCGGGCUCUCACAUCAGUGUUACAACAGGGGACAAAAAGUUUAUAGGAGUGACCUCUAGUGUCCCUACUGCAAUUUCUCGUCAGCAAGUGAUCAAGAUUCGAACAAAGUCCUUUUACAAUUUUAAAUACCAUAAUAAGAUCAGUUCUGAUCAGUCUGCCUUUGAUCGAGUAGAGACUCAGUUGCACGAGACGAUCCCUAUAAGUUAUGUCACAGAACCCAAUGAUUUUCUUAGUCCACCUUCUCUGAACAGCUUCUAGUAGUCUUACAUCACCCAAAUAUCCAGUAAACCACACCACAGAAGCAUAGUCGAGGAUUGGCCUAAUAUGUGAAAUAAAAACCUCUCAUAAAAUCCUGAGUUCUACAAAUAGUUCCCUUAAGAAUACUAUAGCUUAUGCCACUAGCUUUGCCUGCAAUCUCUCACAUGAAGAUGGAACUUGAGAGAAGAAUCAGUCCUGACCCGAAGAUCUUUGCGGUUGUCAACAUCUAAAAUAGGUUGCUCACCAAUGAAGUACUGCAAGAGAACAGGUGCAUCUUGAAAACUUCUACAAAAGUUCAUUCUGACACAUUUGCCAAUUGAAAAAGACAAACCCCAAGAUCUACUUGUAUUGAAGAGUAGAUUAAUAUCCCUCUGCAGAGGGAGCCCAGCUGUGCGUGGAAAUGUAAGGCUAGGCAUUCCACCUUCUGGGCAUCUCCAGCUAGUGGGACACCGUUGUGGUGGAGAGGGAACAUGAGAGGGGCCUGGGGACAGACCAGCUUCCUGAAGAAUAGCCAAUAUUUUGGCAAGUGAAGUUGAGAAGUCAAGGGAUGCGCAGAAGGUGGACCAAGAUACCCUUUUGGCUGACAAGAUCGUGUGCUUACAGCGAGCCUCCAGUUGGUGGAACCUCCGCCGCUGCUGUGUGAUGGGCCUGCGAUGCCAGGCAUUGUAUGCCCCGCGUUUGGCCCCCACCGCAGCCUCGCACUGUUGCUUCCACCAAGGGGUCUGGAGAAUGCUGGGAGGAAUGGAAGGUGAAACAAUGGGACCCCACUUCCACCAAGAAUGAUAAAGACCUGCCUGACACCCUUGUUAAGAGGCUUAUCAGGAGGAGACGUGUUGAGAUUAAGUAUGAAACUGAGGCCAAGGCUGAACCCAAUACAUCUCCCUCAGAGGCUACAACUCAGGGUAAUGAGAGGUGUGAUGGUGGUGUUGAUGGCAGGAGAGAUGAGGGAGAAGGUGGAUGGGAGCCACCCCAGUGGAGGCAAGUCCUGAAGAACCUUCAAGCUAUGCGAGCUGCACAGGAUGCCCCAGUGGACAGCAUGGGGGCUGAGCAGUGUAUAGAGCAAGGGGCUGAACCAAAGGUGUACCGCUUUCAGGUGCUUAUUUCUCUCAUGCUGAGCAGCCAGACCAAAGACCAAGUAACUCAUGCAGCCAUGACAAAGUUGCGUCAACAUGGCCUCACCCCAGACAGCCUCCUCAACACCUCAGAUACUACCCUUGGGGAACUCAUCUACCCUGUGGGAUUUUGGAAGAAAAAGGUGGCUUACAUCAAAAAGACUUGUGAGAUUCUGAAGAGGGAUUAUGAAGGAGAUAUCCCAUCCACAGUGAAGGAGAUGUGCCAGCUGCCUGGUGUAGGGCCCAAGAUGGCUCACCUCUGUAUGGACAUUGCCUGGGGCAAGCUGACUGGCAUUGGGGUGGACACACAUGUUCACCGUAUUAGUAACCGACUUGGCUGGACGAGGCAUCCCACCAAGACCCCAGAGGAAACCCGCAUUGCCUUGGAAGCCUGGAUGCCUAAAGACCUUUGGAGUAACACUAACCUACUCAUGGUGGGAUUUGGCCAGCAGAUAUGCCUCCCAGUUGGCCCUAGGUGUGGUGAGUGCCUCAACAAAGCCAUGUGUCCUUAUGGAAAAAAUGCCUCUCAUGGUUCCUCAAAGAAAGGCUCUCCUAGGAAGACACAGAAGAGGAAGCAUCCAGAGUAGUCAGUCAAAUUUUGGAGGGGUUUAGUAGAGCAAAUAUUGUUCUCUAGAGGUCAGUGAUGUCAUAUUGUUAAAAUUAUCCUUGAUAAGUGAAUAUCUAAGUAACUCAUACUCACCAAGUAUGUAUUCAGUGUUCUUCAGUGGUUUUUCAAGAACAUUUAUAUCAUCAAUUAUUUUAAAUAAAUAAUUCCUAAUAAUCAGACCUCUGAAUAUGUAAUAAUUUAUAUUACAAUGAAAAUGUGUUAUAUACAUCAAACUUAUAUUUGAUUUUAACCCUCUCGCACACCGUCAGUUUCCAAUAAGUUUCUGUUCCAAUCACCAUGCAUUUCUCAGGCCCGACCGGCCUUUUUUUGCCACUGCGAUACUCUACAUUCGCGGACGUAUUUUACCCUCACAGAUAUAUCGUACCUCAAUAAAUUUGGUAUCAAUGACUUCAUAAAGAUUUGUACUAGAACAUGCACAAAUAAAAAUAGAGGAAAAUAUAUAUAUAAACAAUACAAACUUGUUUCAAGUCUCCGUAUAGAGUAUUGUAGACAAUAAAGCCAACUUUUUAAGCCAAAUGUAUGUUUCAAAGCAGAAUAUAGUGAGGAUUCUUAUGGUAUCCUCAAAAUCCUCAUACGCCUAUUAGUUCCCGAGUUACACCGAGAAAACUGUAUUUUUUCCCUCUCCCGUCAGAGUAGGCUAACAACUAAAAAUCGCUCAAAGCUCCUCAUCUACGCUCUUUAGAAAGGUUGCCAUAUGUUACCAUUAAGAAACUUAUCGCAACAAAUGACGCUUCCAAAUUUGACGCACUUUCACCGAAAACUUAAUUUUUAAUCAUUUUUUGAACUUUUAUGACGCGUUUCGCGUCAUUGUGCGCCAGGACCUUUUCCCCUUGAUGACGCGAAGCGCGUCAUUGUGCGCGAGAGGGUUAAUUGUAAAUUCUAAAGCUAUAAGUUUUAUAUUUUGAGAACAAAUGUGACCGUACUGUACCGCAUCGCCACAGCCCGGCAACAGCACGUGUAUUCACACUACACCAGCACGUAAACGUCCUGGACCUGCACGAGACCUGCUCACACCAUUUGGUAGCAGUACGAUCCUGUCCUUCAACCUGGAAAUAUUGCAGCUGUGCUAAUUAAUUAUGUUUAAGUAUGUUAGUGUCAAUGACUUAGUUGUAAUAGCACUUCUUCUGGAGGAAGAAAAAAUGAAAGACUCAAAAGGAUAAGACAAGACUUUGGGUACACAAAUCCUUAAAGAAAAGGAAAACAGAAGAAGAAUGUGUGACACCAUAUAAGGAACUGCUGGAUGAUAAGCAAAAAUUCCAUCAAUAUUUUUCUGGCUCAGAGAGAGAGAGAGAGAGAGAGAGAGAGAGAGAGAGAGAGAGUCAGUGUGAAUACAACAACGUGUUUCCCAUAGAAGAAUAUUUUAUCGGUCUGGAACGGUACGUUCCAUGCCGGUCACUUUACGUAUACAGUACCCUCUUGAGUUUCGCGCUAUCCGAGUUUCGCGAUCCUCGAGUUUAGCGCUUAGUCCUAAAUUCUUACCAUCAUGACUUUCGCGCAUUACCACCACAAGUUUCACGUUGCUUUGACAUGUACGGGUCACAUCUACCUACCGUCGGCAUUAUGCAUGCUGCCUCAAAAGGCGGUGUCCAACCAUUGGGGCCAUGGACAACCACGGUUGCCCGUAUGCCCAACCGGGAGCGAGUUGUUGGUUGUCCUUAUGAAUGGAAAGCGGUUGUGAGUACGAGCGUGGGUACGUGGGUACCGAACGGCUGCAUGUAAACAAACAGACGACGGCAGUGGCUGAGGAGUGAGGAGCAGUGGAAGAUGGCCCACCAAGAGAUUCAUAAAAUGGACUGGCAGAGCUGCUUUGCUUACUACUUGAUUAACAAGAUAAGAGAACACCCCAUGCUGUGGAACCACAGUCCAAAAAUCUUUUUAUCAAGUCUUUGAAAAUUGUAGAUCUCCCAGUGUUGUUUUCCUUUUCUUCUUCUUCUUCUUUUGACCUGUAAUGCAUGGCAGUGACAGUGAAAAGUAAUAGUGAAAAAUUGCAAAAGGGCAUAGAAAAGCAAAAUCAGGGAAAGAAAAGGACAGAAAAACACCUAAGUUCAGGGUGAAGUGCAUAAGUGUGCACAGUUAAGGAACUAAGGGCCGCUUUCACAGUUACUUUGUUUGUUUUGAUCGUUACCAACGGCGGCGAUCGCCGCUUAGUAUUUCACGUGAAACUGGCCGAUGGGGUAGUGGCGGCUGCAGACGAAGUGAGAGAUGUUGAGUGUAUGGUAAGUGCGGGGUUAGGCUAACCCUGCAGCCGCCACUACCCAUCGGCCAGUUUCACAUGAAAAUACUAUAGCGGCAACCACCGCCAUUGGUAACGAUCAAAACAAACAAAAUGACUGUGAAAGCGGCCUUAUAAGUGCAUGUUAUGAAGUAUAAAAGUGUGGAGAAGGAGGACCUAAGAAGCGAUACAAAGAGUUACAAGUCAAAAGAAGAAGAAGAUCCACUACACUGGCCGGUGUUGCGAGAAAUAUCUCCCUGAUGAAAUUAGUCAUUCUGCUGUCCACCACGCAUGCUCGCUGUAGGAAUACACAGCAUUAAAAGUAUUAAUUUGCCUGGUUUUGUUCUAGUCUGUCCGCUUGUGAUCUUUGUGAGCGGUGAGGGAAAUAAGGAAACUGUAAACAAGUUGCACCUCUCUGCGAGCUAUUUUGCGGCAGCAGCAGCGGUUUACAUUCAAUAGGCAUUGAAAAGUCAAUCAUGAUAUUAGUGAUUUCAUGAUUUUUAACAGAAAGAGUUAGCAGAUUAUUUCAUAACACACAGAAAACUACCAGAAAAAUAUAGGUUUGUCCAACUGUCCCAUGGGUGACCGCGAGCGACCGCCCUUACUUUAGCAGACGACACCACGUGGAUCACAAGCGUGUAUUCAGAACUGCCAGCCAGUUGUAAGGCUGCCGCCUUCAACUGAGGCUUCAAAACGAUCUGCUCUUACUUCCCAUUUUCUGCCUAUUAACAAGGUACGUAUUUUGAGAUAACAAGAGAGUAAAGUCGAAAAAAUUGUAAUAACAAUUAAGGAAGUAAAGUCGGAAAAAGUCAUUAAUUUCACGGGUCGGAACCAAUAAGCACUUUUACGUGGAUUUCAAUACCUUGAGUUUCACGAUCCUCGAGUUUAGUGCCUUACCUUCGGAAUGAAGCAAGCGCGAAACUCGAGAGGGUACUGUAGUGUGAAUCAGCCUUUAAAAAUAAAUUUUUUAGAAGCAUUUCAUUGAUAAGACCACUCCAGUUGAAUACAUAUUACUGAAACAUGUAUCAGUUAUGAACAGUAAUUCAGGUAUAAUUUUACCUGAAUUACUGUUGAUUAUAAUCAACAUUUCUCCCCUAUUUUCCCCUUCAGCUUUGAGGUGCAGCAAAAUUAUCAAGAACUUCAUCCCUACUCUCUCCCUGCAGCUGCAAGGGGAAGUGGCAUUAUCAAGGGCUUCUUCCCUACUCUCCCCUUUCAGCUGUAAUGGGAAAAGGCAUUCUUCUUCUUUUUGUUUAAUACCCUUAUUUUCCCUAAUGGAGUUGGAUGGGCUAUGAGUCUCUCUCACUCUUCAUGAUUGUAUACUCUCUCCUCCCUGAUGUCUCAUGUCUUCCUCCACACACCGUCUCCAGGUCUUCUUCGGUCUCCCAGCUGGUCUCCUCCCUCAUUUUCUGAGUAAGUGGCCCUCCUCCUCUUGAAGUGCCCAUACCAUCUUAACCUUUGCCUCCUCAGCACACUCAACACAGCCUCCAAACCACCCCUCAUCACCUUCUCAUUUGAUACCCUAUUUUCCCAUCUUUCAUGUCCCAUAUAUCUCAGAAUUCUCCAGUCACUCCUCCAUAUCAUCCUACCCAGCUCUUUAUUUGUUGGCCAUGUUUCUGCUCUGUUUAAGAAGAGCCAACAGUAGUUAAUUAGGAGGUGACAUUCAUUCUUCUCAGAUUCUCAUGAAUUUGGGUAUGUAUAUGUCUUUGUACCUGAAGUAUAAGAUCCCCAAGUUUCAUUGAGAUACAAUCAGUAUUUAGUGGGAAAAAAAAAUAUAAUACACGCCAAAAAUGUCAAUAAAUGACAUGAACAAUCUUCACAAAAUCUCAACUAUCUAUUUUUCAGCUUAGUUUUGAAAAUAAGUCUGGAGAUGACAGAGACAUAUAGCUUUUUUUUCACUGUGUCAGAUUUUGGUUAUCACAUUUCAUAUACAAAAAUAAGAUAAAUUUG
Eriocheir sinensis (Chinese mitten crab) is the source of this 6464-nucleotide messenger RNA. RefSeq names its product endonuclease III-like protein 1 (gene Nthl1). The transcript is spliced from 6 exons. Gene Ontology annotation, cellular component: nucleus. Bases 1233 to 2264 code for a protein of 343 amino acids. The record is from RefSeq and is a predicted model, not a curated record. Gene Ontology annotation, biological process: base-excision repair; nucleotide-excision repair; base-excision repair, AP site formation. Gene Ontology annotation, molecular function: DNA binding; 4 iron, 4 sulfur cluster binding; oxidized pyrimidine nucleobase lesion DNA N-glycosylase activity. NCBI's taxonomy places the organism in Eukaryota, Metazoa, Arthropoda, Malacostraca, Decapoda, Varunidae.